Molecule: messenger RNA, 174 nt
Organism: Ectocarpus sp. CCAP 1310/34
Lineage: Eukaryota; Phaeophyceae; Ectocarpales; Ectocarpaceae
Source: the annotation of a GenBank genome assembly
AUGAGGGCGUGGUCGCUGAUUCUGGCGUGUGUGCUGCCCCUGGUGCUCGCACACGGCACGGAAGACGACCCCAUCAACACCCCUGAAGGAGAUUGCUGCGCUGCUCUCCUCGUCGAGGGCGAGGAGGGCUCCCUCGACGCCGCCGGCAAAUACCGUCUGCCGCCCAUUUGGUAA